ACAUCAGUCUGUUGUCAGUGAAAGAAAAGAUACAGUCGUCUGAGUUUGCCGUCCAGAUUUUUGGUGUUUUUUUAAACUGAAAAGAUGGAGGAGUAUCAUUCUGGAGAUGAAGUUUCUUUCAACCCAGAUGAUGCAAGUAAUGUUGUAAAGGAGUGCAUCGAGGGGAUUAUUGGUGGUGUGGACUACAGCCAGAACAAAGUCAACCAGUGGACGGCCAGCAUAGUCGAGCACUCUCUCACUCAGUUAGUCAAACAAGGCAAACCCUUCAAAUACAUUGUCAACUGUGCUGUGAUGCAGAAAAGCGGCGCAGGUCUUCACACAGCCAACUCUUGUUAUUGGGACACUACCACUGACGGAAGUUGCACAGUGAGGUGGGAGAACCGGACUAUGUAUUGCGUCGUCAGUGUGUUUGCAGUGGCCAUUGCACUAUGAGCUGAGUCCCACACAUGCACACACACACACACACACACACACACACUGAAGAUCAAAGCCAGCUUCACUCACAUGUCUAUUAUUAAGCUUUUUGCUUCAACACAUCGGCUUAAACAUCAGCCAUGUUCAGCUCCUGUCUGUUUGGCCUGAUACAAUGUUUAGACUGAAUUGUAAGCUCUUAUCUACUACAAUGUAUCUAUAUUUGCUUCUCUGUUUUUGGACCUGCAAAGGUAUCAUGCACCUUUGCUCUGUAUAGAAUGAAAUGAAAAUUUGUUGAUGGUAAUUAUUAAAGUAGUUUGUUUUGGGUUUAAUAAUACAGUGUUAUGAAUUCAUCUGAAUGUUUUUUUUUUUAGUUUUCAGCCACCAAAGGGCAUGCAACUUUGUUUAAGCUUGACAUAAAGACAGAGAAAUGUAAAAUUAUUCACACAUGAUGUACGAAUGUCAUGUCAUGUCAUAAUAGUUGUUCAGCAUUAUUUUAGGGAAUUGAAAAUGAGUUUUAUCCCCGGCUCUUAAGUUUAAAAACAGCCAGAACACAAUCAUUUUGCUGAAAGAUUUAUACAAGAAAAUGACUUUUUGUUUGUUUGUUUGUUUGUUUAUUUAUUCAGUUAAUUAACCACACACACAUUUCCUCUACAAUAAUGUUAAAUAAUUGAAUUGCCAAAUCUUAUUAACAUGAAAAACAAGUACUGGAAUUAAAAGCUUUGUUUGAUUCACUA
Molecule: messenger RNA, 1148 nt
Organism: Danio rerio (zebrafish)
Lineage: Eukaryota; Metazoa; Chordata; Actinopteri; Cypriniformes; Danionidae
Gene: dynlt3
Product: dynein light chain Tctex-type 3
Cellular component (GO): nucleus; cytoskeleton
Source: RefSeq, marked provisional